CGAGGAGUAGAUAGAAUUCAAAUGUUCAAUGAAUCACUCCCUUUCUCUUCAUAUCAGCUUCUAUAUUUACCUUUCAAAAUUAAAGACUCGGCGUAUGUCAUAGCAUUGAUUACUCUACAUGCGACAAAAUGGCAUCUAUAAAAGUUGCUGAAGCUAUUCCGAUCGUAUAUUCAACUAUGUCCUCCACAUUGAUGCCAUUUCUAUAUCAAACCAGGACAAUUGCUGGCCUGCAUAGGUCCAUAUGCAAUAGAGGAUACAGAAACAGCACCCUGCCUUCGAUUUGCAGAGCAGGUCUUCAUACUUCCUUAUCCCGAGCUAGCUACGAACCACAAGACGGAGCCUAUACUGGAGAUGAUACUGGUCCUCAAAUCAUUAGGAGAGCUCCUACGCCUAAGGGCAGCCAUUUUAAUAGGCAUAAACCUCGUCCAAGGGUUGCUUUUGAUGAGUAUAAACUCAAUCUUGACAAGAGUGAACUAGAGUCAGAAGGCAACAUUGCGGAAUCUGUGGUUAUUGGUUUCGAGGAAGACGACCAGUCAUUGAUAGAAUAUGGCACGGAAAUCGAUGCAUUAGCAAGUCCAAAUUAUCCGAAGCGCGAGUCUACCAUUACAGAUUCGGAGAGGCACACUUUCAAUCAAAUAUUUACAGAUAUUUUCAAGCGGACUCAAAUAACAUCUCUAUACGACCUUGAAGAUGACGGCACGCAAAUACCGCCCACCACGAACAGGGAGAGUGCGCGGAACAAGCUUGAUAACAUAAUGGAACAUUCGCUGUCGAACAAACGGCAUCGGACCACGAGGGAACGGGAAAUCGAAAUAAAUAGAUACCCACCAGCUCUUCGUGCUGCAGCUGCUAGGGCGAUUGGUCUUAAUCCAGUGGAGGAAAUAGAAACCAAAGUGGAAACCGCGGAACCAGAGCUCGACACUCAGGCACAGUUGCGAGAACCUGAACGUAUACGAGUGGAAGAAUUGCUGCGCAAUGCCAAUACAGAUUUUGAGCUCUGGGAUGUUCUCGAAAAAGAAGUAUUCCCCCUCAUUGCAAAAAUGGGUCUGGGAGAGACAAGAGAGAGCCGAGAUCAGCAAAGAAGAGGGAUAGAAGACUCUACCGUUCUUCCCGUCAAAGAAGAUCCCACUACCGUAACUGAUGAUGAGCCUGAGAUUUCCCCUCUAGCUCUUUAUGGCCCUCUCUAUCCAUCACACCUCCUUCUCGGCUUGCGUCUCCUCGACCGGGGUUUCAGUAGACCCUCUCAACUAUCCGUCUCGAUUCUUCCGCGCAUUAAAUCCUUCGGUCUCCUCUCUCAUGUUCUCGGCGCCUCCACACCUCUCUACAACGAGCUUCUACGCAUUUCCUGGAUACGAUACGACGAUUUCCGAACUUGUAUAGAUCUACUCAACGAGAUGGAACACGCAGGUUUGGAUUUCGACUCAGAGACAUAUGAGAUUGUCACCGACAUCUUAAAAAUCAGAGCUCUCGUAUGGAAGGGAGAAGCAGGUCGAAAUAAAACGGCAUUAUGGUCUUUACCAGAGUUUAAAAAGUCUCGCCAUCUCGAGUUUUGGCAGGAAAAAAUCGAAAGACUCUUAAGAGCGAAGAGGAUGAAAGAAAGGGUAUAGCUGAGUAUCAUGUGCAAUAAAUUAUAGAUCUGUUAGCUACUGGUCAUUCCACUAGCUGACUUUGUUUUAAUGACCUUUUCCUUUUCAUCAUUUGAGAUACACUACCCAGGUAUACUAUGAGUGUGAAGUGAUCGAUACCUAGGCAGUUCAUCCUUCUUGAAGUUGCGACAGGUGAAGUGAAAGGUCAUUGGUAAUAAUGCGUUGUAUGUAUGUGUGUAUGUGUGUAUGCAUAUGGCUAGUCGUGCUGACUAAGAAACGCGUUGCGUAAAUAAAUAAGGAUUCUC
Molecule: messenger RNA, 1891 nt
Organism: Sclerotinia trifoliorum
Lineage: Eukaryota; Fungi; Ascomycota; Leotiomycetes; Helotiales; Sclerotiniaceae
Source: the annotation of a GenBank genome assembly